Molecule: messenger RNA, 1308 nt
Organism: Helianthus annuus (common sunflower)
Lineage: Eukaryota; Viridiplantae; Streptophyta; Magnoliopsida; Asterales; Asteraceae
Exons: 3
Coding region: 1-1308 (435 amino acids)
Biological process (GO): DNA integration
Molecular function (GO): RNA-DNA hybrid ribonuclease activity; nucleic acid binding
Source: RefSeq, a predicted model, not a curated record
AUGACGUACGCGCUUCGUUUAGAGUUCAAGAGCUCCUAUAACGAAGCUGAAUACGAGGCCUUAUUAGCAGGUCUACGUCUUGUAGUAAAAGUCGGAGCAAGAAACGUCGUAGCCCAUGUAGACUCAUUGCUCCUGGCAAAUCAGGUGAACGGGGAUUAUGAAGCAAGGGAAGCCAACAUGAUCGAAUAUCUUGAGCAAGUAAAACAAAUUAUGGCAUCGUUCGAGUCAUGCAAAGUUGAACACGUCCCCCGAAGCAAAAACAAAAAGGCCGAUGCACUAAGCAAACUGGCGUCCAUGUCAUUCAGUUACUUGGCCAAAGAAGUAAGGGUAGAAGUGCUAACCGCACCCUCGAUUGCUACCCCCCAUGUUAUGCAAGUAGAAGCUCCGUCCCAGACAUGGAUGACGCCUAUAAUCAACUAUCUAGUGCACGAUGUCUUACCAGUCGAUAAAGCAGAAGCAAGAAAGAUUCAAAUCAACUCCCUCCUGUAUCAGAUGCAGGAAGGAGGACCCAAGAUGAUCGUGACGAAGGUAAAGAAUGCAGGGUACUAUUGGCCCGAGAUGCACGAAAGUGCAGUUAAAGAACUCCAGCAGUGCGAUGAGUGCCAAAAGCACGCACCAAUAAGCCUUCGAGCUAAGAAUGAAAUGAUCCCGGUAACCGCAGCAUGGCCUUUCCAGAAGUGGGGCGUCGACAUAGUCGGCCCUUUUCCACGAUCAAGCGGAAGCGCUCAAUAUUUACUAGUCGCAGUAGAUUAUUUCACCAAAUGGGUGGAGGCUCGACCGUUCACAGUUAUCUCCGGUUACAAUGUAACGAGAUUCUUCUGGGAACAAAUCGUGUGCCGUUUCGGCCUGCCACUCUACAUUGUUAACGACAACGCAAAACAAUUUGCGGAGAACCUGUUCAAGCGCUGUCUCACCUACGGAACCGAGGCCGUAAUUCCCGCGGAAAUCGGGCUCCCAAAUCUAAGAUGCAGGAACUGGGAGGAAAAUGAACGGGAGCUCCGAUCCAAUCUUGAUCUGCUGGAAGAACGUCGGAACAUCGCGACAAUCAAAGAAGCCCGAUACAAGAAAAAGAUCGAGAAAUACUACAAUGCUCGCGCCAAGCUUUACAAGUUCAAAGUUGGAGACUUUGUACUCCGAAACAACGAUGCAAGCCACGUCGAAGCCCCCGGGAAGUUAACCCCGAAAUGGGAAGGACCGUACCGAGUCAAAGAAGCAAGCGAAAAAGGCUCGUACGUGUUGGAGAAAGUCGAUGGAACCCCCGUACCCAGAACUUGGAACGGGGUACAUCUAAAGAAGUGUUUUAUGUGA